Molecule: messenger RNA, 682 nt
Organism: Gastrolobium bilobum
Lineage: Eukaryota; Viridiplantae; Streptophyta; Magnoliopsida; Fabales; Fabaceae
Exons: 4
Coding region: 25-585 (186 amino acids)
Source: RefSeq, a predicted model, not a curated record
AGUGUCAUAGUUUGUGGUGCAGUAAUGGCAACACCAAAACAGUCAUAUGAGCAGCAACAACAACAAAAUGUGCAGCGAGUGAGGAACUCAGGGAUGAUUAACUCCAACCAGAGUCCAAUAGGGGAUGAUAAGGAAGAAGAGAUGUCAAGAUCAGCUCUUGCAAUGUUUCGAGCAAAGGAAGAAGAAAUUGAGAGGAAAAAAAUGGAGGUAAGGGAAAAGGUCCAUGCUUAUCUAGGUCGAGUGGAGGAGGAAACAAAGCGCUUGGCUGAGAUUAGAGAGGCAAGUUUAACAAUACAUACUUUUUUUUUUCCCUUUGAUGAGCUUGAGGGUCUCUCAGAUCCGUUGAGGAAGGAAGUUGCAGUAGUUCGAAAGAAGAUAGACAGUGUUAACAAAGAGUUAAAACCACUGGGCCAAACCUGCCAGAGAAAGGAAAGAGAAUACAAGGAAGCCCUUGAAGCUUUCAAUGAGAAAAACAAGGAAAAGGCUCAACUUGUUACUAAAUUAAUGGAGCUUGUGACUGAAAGUGAGAGAUUGAGGAUGAAGAAGCUGGAGGAGCUAAUCAAAAACGUAGAAACCCUGCAUUGAGAUGCUAAUAAAAGUAACCCCUUUGGAUUCAGUGUGCUAUAACUAGAAUACGUGUAUCGUUUUAUGUGGCAUAAUUUGUGAUUUUAUUGUAUUUUGC